UAUUUCUUCCCCAACCGCCAAUUUUUAAUUUGAUAUUGUCCCUAUCCCGGCGCAUUCCGGGAACUCUGCCGCCAAGAUCCGGCGGCGACUGGCAAUUUUCGCACACUGCGAUCAUGAGCAGUCUGGUCGAGAGGCUUCGAGCAAGAACAGAUCGCAAGCCCAUCUACAGCAUUGAUGAAUCAGACGAUGAAGCUGAUAUUUUGCCCGGGAAACACGAGCCAACUCAGGAAAAGUUUGAGAGGAUAGUCAGAAGUGAUGCGAAAGAAAAUAGUUGUCAAGCUUGUGGAGAAAAUGGAGAUAUUUUAAACUGUGAAACAUGCAAUUAUGCCUAUCAUCCUAGGUGUUUACUUCCACCACUUAGAGCUCCUGCUCCAGACAAUUGGAGGUGCCCUGAAUGUGUUAGCCCACUUAAUGAUAUUGAUAAGAUAUUAGACUGUGAGAUGCGCCCUACUGUAGCUGAUGACAGUGAUGCCACAAAACUGGGGUCAAAACAAAUUUUUGUCAAACAAUAUCUUGUUAAGUGGAAGGGGCUAUCAUAUCUCCAUUGCACAUGGGUGCCAGAAAAGGAGUUUCUGAAAGCCUUCAAAUUACAUCCUCGCCUAAAGACGAAAGUAAAUAACUUCCAUCGUCAAAUGUCAUCAGUUAAUACUUCUGAUGAAGACUAUGUUGCCAUUCGACCUGACUGGACAACUAUUGAUCGGAUUAUUGCUUGCAGGGGUGACGAUGAUAAGGAAUAUCUUGUGAAAUGGAGAGAGCUUUCAUAUGAUGAAUGCUAUUGGGAGUUUGAGUCUGAUAUUUCUGAGUUUCAGGCAGAAAUUGAAAGAUUCAAUAGAUUUCAGUCUAGGUCUAGGAAACUCGUUUAUUCUAAUAAGCAGAAAGGCAAUGUUAAGGAUGGCGCAGAACUGAUGAAGCAUCAGAAAGAAUUUCAUCAGUAUGAGCAUAGCCCUGAAUUUCUUUCAGGGGGUACCCUACAUCCAUAUCAACUUGAAGGCUUAAACUUUUUACGUUUCUCGUGGUCUAAGCAAACUCAUGUUAUACUUGCUGAUGAAAUGGGACUUGGCAAAACCAUACAAAGUAUUGCUUUCUUGGCAUCUCUUUUUGAAGAAAAUGUUUCUCCACACUUGGUGGUUGCUCCACUUUCAACAUUGCGAAACUGGGAACGUGAAUUUGCAACUUGGGCACCACAAAUGAAUGUUGUUAUGUAUGUUGGAUCUUCCCAAGCCCGUGCCGUUAUACGUGAGUAUGAAUUUUACUUUCCAAAGAGCCAGAAGAAGUUAAAGAAAAAGAAAUCUGGUCAAAUAGUCAGUGAAAGCAAGCAAGAUAGGAUCAAAUUUGAUGUCCUCUUGACAUCAUAUGAGAUGAUCAACCUUGACACAUCAUCAUUGAAACCUAUAAAGUGGGAGUGCAUGAUAGUUGAUGAAGGUCACCGUCUCAAAAAUAAGGAUUCAAAGUUAUUUUCUUCACUGAAGCAAUAUUCUAGCCGACAUCGUGUGCUUUUGACUGGCACUCCUCUGCAGAACAACUUGGAUGAACUUUUUAUGCUCAUGCACUUCCUUGAUGCUGGGAAGUUUGGAAGUUUAGAGGAAUUUCAGGAAGAGUUCAAGGACAUCAAUCAAGAGGAGCAGAUUUCAAGGCUUCACAAAAUGUUGGCCCCCCAUCUUCUUAGAAGGGUCAAGAAAGACGUCAUGAAGGAAUUACCUCCGAAAAAGGAACUUAUUUUACGUGUUGAAUUAAGCAGCGAACAGAAAGAGUAUUAUAAGGCAAUUUUGACCCGUAAUUAUCAGAUAUUAACUCGUCGUGGUGGAGCUCAGAUUUCUCUUAUCAAUGUUGUUAUGGAGUUGCGAAAGCUCUGUUGUCAUCCUUACAUGUUAGAAGGAGUUGAGCCAGAUAUUCAAGAUGCAAAAGAAUCUCACAAAAAGCUGCUGGAAUCAUCAGGGAAGUUGCAAUUGUUAGACAAAAUGAUGGUGAAGCUUAAAGAGCAAGGGCAUAGAGUCCUCAUAUAUUCACAAUUUCAGCGCAUGCUGGACUUGCUUGAAGAUUACUGUUCUUACAAGAAGUGGCAGUAUGAAAGGAUAGACGGCAAGGUUGGUGGAGCUGAAAGACAAGUACGAAUAGAUCGGUUUAAUGCCAAAAAUUCUUCAAGAUUUUGUUUUCUUCUUUCUACUAGAGCUGGGGGAUUGGGGAUAAACCUUGCAACAGCUGACACAGUUAUUAUAUACGAUAGUGAUUGGAACCCGCAUGCUGAUCUACAAGCCAUGGCUAGGGCUCAUCGACUUGGACAAACUAAUAAGGUGAUGAUUUACAGGCUUGUAACACGGGGAAGCAUUGAAGAAAGAAUGAUGCAGAUGACGAAGAAGAAAAUGGUGCUAGAACAUCUUGUUGUUGGAAGGCUAAAAUCUCAAAAUAUUAACCAGGAGGAGUUGAAUGAUAUUAUAAGGUAUGGCUCCAAGGAGUUAUUUGCUGAUGAGAACGAUGAAGCAGGCAAAUCACGCCAAAUCCACUAUGAUGAUGCUGCCAUAGAUAGACUGCUGGAUCGGGAACAAGUUGGUGAUGAAGAGGCUACAAUGGAUGAUGACGAGGAUGGAUUUCUGAAGGCUUUUAAGGUGGCGAAUUUCGAAUAUAUUGAUGAAGUCGAGGCUGCAGCCGAGGAGGCAGCGAAAAAGAGAGCUAUGGAGAAUGAAUCCGCUGUGGCAAGCACAGAAAGAGCAAAAUACUGGGAAGAGUUGUUAGGAGACAGAUAUGAAAUGCAUAAGGUUCAAGAGUUGGACGCCUUGGGCAAAGGGAAGCGGAGUCGUCACAAGCAGAUGGUCUCUGUUGAGGAUGAUGAUCUUGCUGGUCUGGAAGAUGUAAGCUCUGAUGGUGAUGACAAUGUUGAUGCGGAGCUUACUGAUGGUGAUUCAAAUUCGAAUGGAACUAUUUCUAAAAGACCUUAUAAAAAGAGAGCCCGUGCGGAUAGCACAGAGCCACAUCCUCUGAUGGAAGGUGAAGGAAAAUCAUUUCGAGUGCUUGGUUUUAAUCAGAAUCAGAGAGCUGCAUUUGUGCAAAUUCUGAUGAGGUUUGGGAUGGGUGACUAUGACUGGAAGGAGUUCACUUCCCGAAUGAAACAGAAGACUUGUGAAGAAAUCAAAGCAUAUGGAAUCCUUUUCCUCAAUCAUAUUAUUGAAGAUAUAACCGAUGCCUCUACAUUCUCAGAUGGCGUUCCAAAAGAAGGACUUAGAAUUCAGGACGUACUUGUGAGGAUUGCGAUUCUGGGCUUGAUAAGGGAAAAGGUGAAGUUUGCAUCAGAAAACCCUCGGACUCCGCUCUUUUCAGAUGAAGUCUUAUUUCGCUAUCCCAGUUUGAAGGGUGCAAAGUUUUGGAAGGAGGAGCACGAUUUAGUGCUGCUGCGUGCUGUGUUGAAGCACGGAUAUGGAAGGUGGCAAGCUAUUGUUGAUGAUAAGGAUCUGAAGAUUCAUGAGAUCAUCUGUCAGGAGUUGAACCUUCCCUUAAUAAAUAUACCAGUACCAGGACAAGUAGGCUCUCAGGCACAAAAUAAUGCAAAUUUGUCCAACGCAGAAGCAGCCAGCAAUCAAUCUCAGGAAAAUGAUGGGAGUGUCAAAGCACCUGAUGGUGCGCUUGUUUCUGGGGAUGCUAGGAGCCAAUCACUUUUAUAUCAAGAGUCCUCCAUAUUAUAUCAUUUUAGAGACAUGCAAAGAAGACUGGUUGAGUUUAUAAAAAAGAGGGUGCUUCUCUUGGAAAAAGGGGUCAAUGCAGAGUAUCAGAAAGAAUGCUUAGGUGAAGUAAAAGUAAAUGAAGUAACAAACAAUGGACUUAAUUGUGAACGCAAGGCUGCAGGUGUGCCUGCUAAUAAAUCAGGGGAGACAGACACCCAAAUGUCUGAUCAGCUGCCUCAAGUGGAAGCUAUAGCUUCAGACGGGAUUUCUGUUGCUGAUAGUGAUCCAAAUCGUUUGGAAUUGAUUCGGCUUUACAAUGAGAUGUGUAAAGUCAUGGAAGAAGACAUCGAUGCAAGAAAACCAGCAGAAGUUGACGUGAAGAAAUUGCUGGCAAUAGAGCCCAUUUGUGAAGACAUCAGCAGAAUUCUAACACCCUUGCAGGAAAGUCACCCUUCGGAAGAAAAGCCAUUAUUGAUUCCAGAGAAUAAAUCAGAGGUUUCGCCACAAAAUGAAAUUGUGGUUUCUCAAGAUGGCAAACCUAAAUCAGUAGGUGACGGGAGAACAGAUCUGGUGAUGGAGGAUCAACUUGCAAAAGAAAACAACACGGGCCCUGUCGAAGAGAAGGAAACACCGAGUCCUGUAGAAACAAUGGGAAGUGAUGUAGAAAUGAACGAAGCUGAGAAUGAUGCUGAACUGAAUGAAAAGAAAGAAAAAUCUGACGCAGACGUCAUCUUGUUGGAUGAUUAAAAGCAAUACCGAAUAGACAACUAUUUCAUACCUUAGCUCGAUAGUUUAUCUGGGGUUAGAGGGGGAAAUAAGUAAGUACGGCAUAGCUACUAGUCAAGAAAUAUUUUCCUUUGAAAGCUCUGUGGAAACUGUCCAUAAAAAUUAGCGUGUAGCUUUUCUAGGCAUUGAACAACGUAUGAUCCAUCGUAUAUUCUCGCUACCCAGUUUUCGCUGUCCCAUGUAGACUCGGAAGCUCAUCGGCCUUAACAGCUAAAGUGCUUGAGUACUCAGGAAACUCAUCUCAUUGGAACCUUUGGGAAGCAGUCCUAAGGUGGAAGUAUUCUUGUUCAUUGAAGAACAUUUUUUUUUUUAUCAAAGAACAGUAUUUUGACCGUGUACAUAUCCAUAAAUUAGAUGAAAUUAAUAUUAUGUGAUAGCGUGAACGUAAUUGGCUAUA
Neltuma alba is the source of this 4836-nucleotide messenger RNA. RefSeq names its product CHD3-type chromatin-remodeling factor PICKLE. The record is from RefSeq and is a predicted model, not a curated record. Lineage: Eukaryota; Viridiplantae; Streptophyta; Magnoliopsida; Fabales; Fabaceae. Gene Ontology annotation, cellular component: chromatin; nucleus. Gene Ontology annotation, molecular function: iron ion binding; ATP binding; histone binding. Gene Ontology annotation, biological process: chromatin remodeling. Bases 114 to 4400 code for a protein of 1428 amino acids. The transcript is spliced from 31 exons.